UCAUGUCUCUAUAGUUUCCUUAGAUUUUGUAAAUUCCUUAGAUUCAACGAAUCAGUAUAAAGCGUUCACAUUUAUUAAUAUUCAUUAUAUAGGGAUAUGUAAAAUAAUAAUUGAUAAAAAUGGAUCAAACAUUUUUAUUAGAACCGGAUAUAAUAGCCGCCACAGAGAAUGUUAUGCCAGACUUAAAUAACGAAUUGGUCGUAGCUAAGAACUUUUUGAAACAGCAGAGUGCAGCCACGGGGGAUUCCUUGUACGAUCACCUCGUGGAUGUUGUACACAAGAUAUUGAGCCAUAAACCACCUGACGUGGUGGACAACUUCGAGCAGUAUUCAUGGGAGGUGAAGCAAGAAAAGUUCCGACCUAAUUUCGAUCUGCUCAAUGACAUCUAUUUGUCUCCACCGCAGCUCACGAUGGUCCGGAGAGUGGAUGAAAUGUUUAGGCUGGUGUCUAGCAAAUGGGAGAAAAUGGAUAAUCUUGGCGAAGACGAGCAGGAGUUGGAUCUAGAAGAAGACUCAGUUAAACCCAGGGUGGCUGACUUAAUUGACCACAAUUAUUAUUUCCGGCAGGGUGGUUAUGGAUUGCCAGAAAGUGAGUGUUUUGCUGUAUACAUCGCUCUCAAUAUGCUGGCUAUCAAAGAACCUGUUGCUACAGUCAGAUUCUUCGGCAAGAUUUUCGGAACGAAGGCGAAUUACUAUGUUGCAGAAACGGAUCUCACUAUAGAAGAGCUGGACAGGAGAAUUAGGGAGUUUGAACUGAAAGACAUGCCUGGCGAGGGUUUGGAGGAAACCCGCGCAGUGGACGCGGAAGAACAAAAGGAAUUGAUGGGCGAAGGUGAAGGUCAUGAAGAGAAACCGAAGGAACCGGUGCCACCAAAACUACCACCGCUACCCGUAUCCACCUGGCAGCCCCCGCCGGCCAUACCCCACGAGAGACCCGGACAAGGGGCCAAUAAAAAGGUGUACUGGGUGUGCCACCUUCCUGGCGAACCGUGGGUGUGUCUGCCAGACGUAACUCCUGAACAGAUCAGGGUCGCUAGGAACAUUGUGCGGUGCAUGACGGGUGAUUUGGAUGCAGAGGUCCUUUCGUUUCCACCGUUCAACGGCACGGAGCGAAAUUUCCUGCGCGCGCAGAUAGCCCGCAUCGCCGCCGCUACCUGCGUGUCUCCGCAGGGUUUCUACACGUACGGCUCUGGUGAAGAGGAAGAGGAUAUAGACAUGGAAGAAGGCGGAGGCGACAUGGAUUUCAACCCAAAUCCUUUCUACCAGGGGCAUACGAUUAAAGAUCUUCUAGACUCGAAUCUGACGUACUGGGUCCACCACGGCAGGUGUAUACUGAAACAGGGAAGGACCUUAUGGUGGAAUCCUAACAUGGGAAUGGAGGAAGGAUUAGAAGAAGAAGAGGAUGAUGGUCCACCUCCAGUGGAGCCGGAAGUCGGUCCGCCGCUGUUCAGCCCGCUGUCGGAAGACGCCAGGGUGGAGGGACUGCCCGCUUGGAGCCCACGCAUCAGUACCAACCUGGCACCAGAUCGUGCUCUAGCAGUGCUGAGAAGCAACAUUUGGCCCGGUGCGGUGGCAUACGCCACUAAUGGGAAAAAGUCUGAAUGUAUGUACGUGGGCUGGGGUCAUAAGUUCCGUCCGCCGAACUAUUCCCCGUCGCAGCUGCCCCGACCGCAGGACGAGUAUGUUAUAGGACCAGAGGUUAUGGAGAUGGCUGACCCAACCUUUGCGGAUGAAGAGGCGUACCGCAUCGCACAUCUACCACCUGUACCACUGCCAGUGCUGGGCGAGGGCGAAGGUGAGGGCUUCGGGGAAGAAGACGAGGAAGAAGAUGAAUAG
Molecule: messenger RNA, 1835 nt
Organism: Achroia grisella
Lineage: Eukaryota; Metazoa; Arthropoda; Insecta; Lepidoptera; Pyralidae
Gene: Rsph4a
Product: radial spoke head protein 6 homolog A
Exons: 13
Coding region: 120-1835 (571 amino acids)
Biological process (GO): cilium movement involved in cell motility; cilium assembly; axoneme assembly
Cellular component (GO): radial spoke; axoneme
Source: RefSeq, a predicted model, not a curated record